Messenger RNA from Schistosoma spindalis, 1806 nucleotides. The record is from the annotation of a GenBank genome assembly. Lineage: Eukaryota; Metazoa; Platyhelminthes; Trematoda; Strigeidida; Schistosomatidae.
AAUUACGAGAAAAACGAGUAAAGUUUGUCCGCUAUGAUUAAAAGUGGUGAUUAUAUCGAAAGACUAAAUCGACAAAACCAUGAAAACUCCAAAGCCAUCGACUAUAAAACGUAUGGCUAUGACUUGGAGGAAGAUGAAGAGGACCAAGAAACGAAGGAUGAUUCAAAAGACAGUGUUUGGUCACCAGAAAUCGAGCAAAGUUUUCGUGAAGCUUUGAUUAUUUAUCCACCUUGUGGAAGAAGAAAAAUUAUUAUUUCAGAUGAAGGAAAAAUGUUUGGACGAAAUGAAUUAAUUGCACGAUAUAUCAAGCUUAGAACGGGCAAAACUAGGACAAGAAAACAAGUAUCAAGUCAUAUUCAAGUGUUAGCACGUCGACGAUCAAAAGAAUCGGCUGAAUAUUCAUUCGACGAUAUUUAUGAUUCAGAUUUAUGUGGUUUCUCCCCAUCUAUAGAUAUUCAUGAAGAUACUGAGCAAUCAAAUUUUAAUGUGGGAAAUUCGAAUUCUAAACUAGAAAAGAAUACAUCAUUUAGCGUUGAGACAUUUUUAUCUCAAGUCACUCCUCUUGAAUAUACAGAUUUGAAAAAAUUAACUAUUCUUAAUAAACUAAGUAUUAUUCAAACGGAUGAAAUACACCUUAUGUAUUAUGAUUUAUACAUGUGUAAUUCUGCCCAGGCUCAUCAUUCUACAAAUGAACAAGCCUUGAUUAUACUUAACUCAUCCUCACCAAUUAGUGUAGUUCACUCCCAAAUGGAUUCAAAUCAAUCUGAUAUUAUACCUCAACAUAUUGAUAUAAAUUGGCCACAUACUCUUAGAAAUCAACCUGAAAAAUGUUUUAUUAUGAAUUUAAGGAUUGAUUUACCAGAUGCUAACCAUUUGAUGUGUAAUCCAUUUUUAUCCACAACUAUUAUAUUCAAGAGUAUUUGCUCUAGAAAAAAAUCUCUAAAAUUAUCUACAAAAAUUUUCACAUUCAACCAACUUAUCACAGAGACAGAAACUAAUUUAAAAUUACUGGAAAAUAACCAAGAAAAUAUUUAUAUUAGUCAACGAAAAUUAGAAUCUUAUCUUACAGAAUUAUUGACAAAUCUUUCAAAAUUAGAUUCUGAAGAACUUAUAAAUUUGGCUUUGGAAAGUACAUAUUUAUUACAGCUUGUAUAUGAUGAUGAAACUAAUCAUCCAAUGAUUGGAUUUACUAUACUAUUAAAUAUUUCAAGAGCUGAUCAUUUGAAAUCACAUCAAAUAAUUUGUUUUUCAUAAUAUGCUUCAUUUUAUUUUCUUAACACUUUUCUUUGUAGUGUAAUGUUUUCUUUUUUUUUUUCUUGUUACGAACUGUAAUACAUCUGUCAAUCUUAUGUAUCGUUAUUAAUUUAAUCAUAAAAUCUUAUCCUAAUAUAUUUAAAAAAUUUUAUAUUAACAUAUUUUCUCGAAUUAUCACCUAAUCUUUAAAACAAUUUAUAAUAUUACACUAAAUCAUAAUGGUUUUCUUUAUUUAUCCAUGAAAUUGCAUUUUAUUAUGUAAGUUUACUUUCGUGCUAUAUAUAAAUUAACAGAAUUAUUAAUGAAUAUAUGUGCUUCUUUUGUUUGAAAUUUCCUACUAUGACUUGUUCUAAAACAAUAAUAACGAAUAUAAAUGAUGAAUGAUGAAAGUUUUACAUAAUAUCACUCGCAUUGCUAUAAUGUUCUUGGUGAAUUUAAGUCACUUUGAUGUUUUAAAAUGAGGGCAUUCCUCAUUUUGAUCGGUGUCCUAAGCAAGUUUUCAUUGAUAGGAGAUUUUAUCAUUCGAUUUCAUCAUAAUUUGUAUCGAGAAAC